AUGCUGACGACUUCUUCCAGUGUGAUGAAGGGCUCCCAGCCUGAUCCAAAUGGCGGAGUCUCUUCCUCCUCCUCUGCAUCACUCCCAGCUCCACCAGUGACAACGACUCCUCUUUCUGCAGCGACAAAGAGUCUUCAGGUCGACACUCGACUUCUGGAAGCAAACCUCCUCCACCAUUACUACACCCACACUCAUCUGACAGUAGCCGACGACAACCACAGCCGAACUCAAUGGCACAGCGUCUUAUCCAAAGUGGCAACCGGGCACUCCUCCACAGUAGACAGUCUCCUAGCAUUCACAGCCCUGCACCUGGCGGAUCUUGAACCCAACCGGAGACAAUUCUGGACGAUCAUCGCCUUCGACUACAGCGACAAAGCAUGCUCCGCGCUCUCCAAGAUUGUCAUCCGGCUAUCCGCCGCCACGGCCAACGGCGGCUCUGAUCCAUCCGCGAAUUACCUGGACGAGGUCCUGCGAAUAGCAAAGUUGGUUCGCGGGUGUGUCUUGCUGGGACCCAAGACUAGUUCAUUCAGCCAGAUAGCGGAGGGAACAGACGAUGGCAGGCCCGGAAGUCCUCAGGACAAUCCGCAGAAACUGACCAGAAGCUAUCAUGCAGCCUCCAGAAUACAUAACUUUGCUUCUCAAAUCCUCUCCCAACUCUACCAGACACCCGCGGGCAUCCCGGCACAGAACCAUGCGGCAAAUGUAGCCGCCACUCAACACGUACUGUCACAGAUCGCCGAGAGGGACACGCCCCGGCGGCUGGACAUGGGGGCCUUGCCCAUUUGGCCUGUCUUCUUCUCGGAGGCUUUCGCCGACCUGCCUAAGGCGCGGGACUUCGUCGCCCGGCUCAUCUUCCUGCUUUAUCCGCUGGCAUUGCACUUCUUCAGGGAUGCCUGGUUUUGUUGGAGACAUGGGGAAGAGUCUCAGCAAAGAGCUGAUCUCGCGUGA
Aspergillus homomorphus CBS 101889 is the source of this 948-nucleotide messenger RNA. RefSeq lists its product as uncharacterized. Lineage: Eukaryota; Fungi; Ascomycota; Eurotiomycetes; Eurotiales; Aspergillaceae. The transcript has 4 exons. Gene Ontology annotation, molecular function: DNA-binding transcription activator activity, RNA polymerase II-specific. The record is from RefSeq and is a predicted model, not a curated record. Gene Ontology annotation, biological process: regulation of transcription by RNA polymerase II. Bases 1 to 948 code for a protein of 315 amino acids.